Molecule: messenger RNA, 1860 nt
Organism: Penicillium egyptiacum
Lineage: Eukaryota; Fungi; Ascomycota; Eurotiomycetes; Eurotiales; Aspergillaceae
Source: the annotation of a GenBank genome assembly
AUGGCCGAAAAUGCAACCUGCACUGUCGAGGAGUUCACCCGCACCACAUUCGACUAUGUCAUCUGCGGCGGCGGAACUGCAGGACUCGCUCUCGCAGUGCGCCUCAGCGAAAACCCCGCUGUAACCGUCGGCGUCAUUGAGGCGGGCAAGUACCGUAUUGGAGAUCCGCUAGUUGAUACUCCUGCGGCCUUCCCACAGAUGUUCGAGAAUCCGGAGUAUGAUUGGUGUUUGUAUUCGGUGCCGCAGGAAGGCAACCGUGGCUUGACUCACCAUAUCCCGCGGGGAAAGCUCCUCGGUGGAUCCAGCGGCAUUAAUUAUAUGAUGUACGUGCGGGGAUCAACGCAAGAUUAUGACGACUGGGCGGAGCUGGUAGAGGACGAUGGGUGGUCUGGGGAGCAUAUGCAGCAAUAUAUGCGAAAGCACCAGACUCUUGAGCCACUUGACCCAUCCAUCACCGAUCGCUCCACGAUGCCACUCGUAGGCGAGUUCCAUGGAACGAGCGGGCCCAUCCGCACCGGCUUCAAUGAUUCAAUCAUGCCAGUGGAGAACGACAUCAUAAAAGCCUGCGAGGAAGUAGCCGGCAUCACAAACAAGCCAACCGACCCAUGGAGCGGCGACCACAUCGGCUUCUACCACACCCUCGGCGCAGUUAUUCGAACCGGCCCGAACAAGGGUAAACGCAGCUACGCUGCAAGAGGAUACUACGAAGAGAAUCGCGCCACUCGUCCAAACCUCAAAGUCCUCUGCGAGGCCCUCGUUAACCGCGUCGUACUAGAUGAUAACAAAGCCACCGGCGUAAGCCUCACACACGACGAAGUCGAGUACCAAGUCUCGGCACGGCGCGAAGUAGUCGUCAGCGGCGGGACAAUCCAAAGCCCCCAGAUCCUCGAGCUAUCGGGAAUCGGCGCCCCGGAAGUCCUAAAGGCUGCCGGCGUCGAGUGCAAGGUCGCCAACAGCGGCGUCGGCGCAAACGUCCUAGACCACGUCCUCACCCUCACCGUGAUGGAGGUUCAGCCCGGCAUCGUCACACUAGAUACCCUGUCCCAAGUACCCGAGGCAAUGGCAUCUGUCGGUAAACAAUAUGCCGAAAACGGCAACGGGGCACUCAGCUCCGUCGCCAGCAUGCAGGGUUUCUUCCCGGCGAAGUCAAUCAUCUCCGAGACAGAGCUGGCAGAGAUCAUCCAGAGCAUUCGGGAUAUCAAACCGAAUAGCGCGUUCCACGCGAAACAACUCGAACAGACUAUCGCGAGCCUCGAGGACGACCAUUCUGCCAAUAUGCAAUUUGUGACCGUGCCAAGUUCCAUGAACCCAGAUGCCGUAGGUCAUCAGAGCAAUCUACUUCUACCGCGCCCGGUUGAUCGGCCGGCUGGUUUGACAUUCGCGCUUUGCCUGCAAUACCCCGUGUCUAGAGGGUCUAUCCAUAUUGAGAGUGCAGACCCAACUAAACCCCCUAUUAUCAACCCCAACUACGCCGGCCACCCAGCAGACGUCUCCCUUCUAGCGGCGUUCCUGCGCUGGUGCGAUAAAGUCACGGAAUCAGAGCAUGUGAAGUCUUCAUUCCUGCGGCGUGCACAUCCGGAGCCCAAUAUCAACUUGCAGGACAUGGAAGCGGCCCGAGAAGCGGUGCAUGACGUCGUCGCGGGUGAGUAUCAUAUCAGCGGGUCUGUUGCUAUGGGUGAUGCGUUAGAUAGCAGAUUGAGGGUGAAGGGCGUUGAGGGACUGCGUGUUGUGGAUGCGUCGGUGUUCCCGAAUAACGUUUCUGGGAAUAUUGCUAGUAGUGUUUAUGCUGUUGCGGAGAAGGCGGCGGAUUUGAUUCGUGAGGAUUGGGAUUUUAGCGCCGCGAAGGAGACCAUCGCGUAG